UGAAGUUCUCUCUCUCGAUUUCAAAGCUUCAUCGCGAGAUAUAUGUUCCAACAAAUCCUCGUGGUGCAGAGUCCUUACCUCCAGCAAUUGUAGUCUCCCAGUCCACUUUUUAUUUGCGAAGGCUAUGGGGUGAACCCAGUGAGCCGAAAUACUUGGUAACAUUCACAGUUGGUUUGGAUCAGAGGAACAACAUUGAUGCAGCAGUGAAAAAGUUUUCUGAGGAUUUUCAAAUUAUGCUUUUUCAUUAUGAUGGCUGGACAAGUGAAUGGCAUCAAUUUGAGUGGUCAAAGAGGGCCAUCCAUGUCAGUAUUCAAAUGACCAUUAUAAGAUUUGCUACAAGUUGUGUUUCUGCUGAGUGGAAAAAAUUCAUCAAAAACAAGAGGAUGGAAGUUAUUGAGGAGUUGGUGGAAAAAAUUCAUCAGAUUGAGGAGUUGCCACUGCAAGAAUUUCAUGGCCACACUAGUGAUGUCUUGGAUCUGGCCUGGUCCAAAUCUAAUAUGGUGGGGAACUAUAAGCUUGGUGAUCUUGACCUGCAAAUAUGUCCGAUGAAUCUAUUCUGGAUGCUAUACUCAGUUUACAAGAUCCGUUAUCUUCUUCUUGCUAGAAUGUUACGAUUAAUUAGGCUCUUGAUGCAAGUCCAGCGGUACCGUGCCUUUGUUGCCACGUUUUUGACCCUCAUACCAAGUUUGAUGCCAUUUAUGGGCAUCAUAUUUUGCAUUCUAUGCAUCUAUUGCUCUCUUGGUUUACAGAUAUUUGGUGGUCUAGUCAAUGCUGGAAACCCAAAAUUAGAAGGAACAGAUCUUUCUGAUAAUGACUACCUACUUUUCAAUUUCAAUGACUACCCAAAUGGAAUGGUGACACUUUUCAAUUUACUAAUAAUGGGAAACUGACAAGCCUGGAUGCAGAGAGAUCUGAGCAGCUGGACUGGGAUACACGUCUAAAUAGCAUCAUGGGAGCUGCAAAAGGGCUGGCAUACUUGCACCAUGAUUGUUCCCCACGAAUUAUAUAUCAUGACAUAAAGUCAAGUAACAUUUUGCUUGAUGGGAAUUUUGAGGCUUGAGUAUCUGACUUUGGAUUAGCCAAAUUAUUAGAAGAUGAGGAAUCUCGCAUUACGACUAUUGUAGCUGGAACAUUUGGGUAUCUGGCUCCAG
Messenger RNA from Camellia sinensis, 1151 nucleotides. Lineage: Eukaryota; Viridiplantae; Streptophyta; Magnoliopsida; Ericales; Theaceae. The record is from RefSeq and is a predicted model, not a curated record.